CAGCAAGGCAAGCUAGGCAAGAGCACAUUGCACUCUCUGGCUAGCUUUGCUUGCCACUAAUUAAACACGUUCCAUUUGCUCAAACAGAGUACACACAGACAGACACAGCUUUCUUUUCCUGCCCGUAAUCAGCGUUAUCGGGUGACGACCGCCCGACGAUGGGUGUAGCUAAGGUUCCUCCUGCAGUGCUUUGGUUACUGCUAGGUGUGGUGCUAACCUUUGGAGUUGCAGUUAGCCCGACCCAGGCUUCCAGGGCUAAUCACUACGAUUUCUUUAUAAAGGAGGUUAACGUCACAAGGCUCUGCCACGAGAAGACCAUCCUCGCCGUGAACGGCCAGUUCCCCGGCCCGACCAUCUACGCGCGCAAGGGCGACGUCGUCGUCGUCAACGUCUACAACCAAGGCAACAAGAACAUCACCAUCCACUGGCACGGCGUGGACCAGCCACGCAACCCGUGGUCGGACGGGCCGGAGUACAUCACGCAGUGCCCCAUUCAGCCCGGCGCCAACUUCACCCAGCGGAUCAUCUUCUCCGAGGAGGAGGGCACCCUCUGGUGGCACGCGCACAGCGACUUCGACCGCGCCACCGUGCACGGCGCCAUUGUCAUCCACCCCAAGCGCGGCUCCGCCUACCCCUACAAGAAGCCCCACAAGGAGAUACCCAUCAUCCUCGGCGAGUGGUGGAAUGUAGAAGUCGAGCAAUUGCUCGAGGAGAACAAGCGGGACGGCGGCGACGUCAACAUUUCGGAUGCGAACACCAUCAACGGCCAGCCCGGCGACCUGUUCCCGUGCUCCAAGAACGGCACCUUCAGGAUGCUCGUGGAGCACGGCAAGACGUACCUGCUCCGGGUCAUCAACGCGGGGCUCACCAACGAGAUGUUCUUCGGCGUCGCCGGACACCGCCUCACGGUGGUCGGCACCGACGGUCGCUACCUUAAGCCGUUCACCGUCGAGCACAUCAUGAUCUCGCCGGGUCAGACCAUGAACGUGCUCCUCGAGGCCGACCGCGCCACGGACGGCUCAAGCAACAGCCGAUACUACAUGGCCGCGAGGACGUUCGCGACCAACACGGGAAUCCCGUUCGACAACAGCACCGCCACGGCCAUCCUGGAGUACAUAGACGCGCAUCCCUCGGCGGGUCCGCCGGACUUCCCCAACCUGCCGGCCGUCGAAGACAUCGACGCGGCGACGGCGUACACGGCCCAGCUCCGGUCCCUUGUCAGCAAAGAAUACCCGGUGGACGUACCAACGCACGUCGACGAGCACAUGCUCGUGACGAUCGCCGUCAACGUGCUCCCCUGCGGGCCCAACAAGACGUGCAAUGGCCCCGGCAAAAACCGCCUCGCGGCGAGCCUCAACAACGUCAGCUUCGUGAACCCGUCUGUCGACGUCCUCGACGCCUACUACUACUCCAUCCACGGCGUGUACGAGCCGGACUUCCCCAACAGGCCACCGUUCUUCUUCAACUUCACCGACCCCGACCUGCCGGAGGCGUUCUGGUUCACGAAGCAGGGCACCAAGGUGAAGGUGCUGGAGUAUGGCACCGUCGUGGAGGUGGUGUUCCAGGACACGGGCAUCCUUGGCGCCGAGAGCCACCCCAUGCACCUCCACGGGUUCAGCUUCUACACGGUGGGCCGAGGGUUCGGUAUCUUUGACGAGAACAAGGACCCGGCCAGGUACAACCUGGUCGACCCGCCGUACCAGAACACGGUCUCCGUGCCCAAGGCCGGGUGGGCCGCAAUCCGCUUCCGUGCGGCAAAUCCUGGGGUAUGGUUCAUGCAUUGUCACUUCGAUCGCCACACGGUGUGGGGAAUGGAUACCGUGUUCAUUGUGAAAGAUGGGAAGACCCCGGAGGCUAAAAUGAUGCCGCCUCCUCCUGACAUGCCCAAGUGCUGAUGAAAGAGCGGAAUGACAGCAGUUUGCCUUCAAAGGCAGUCAAACAAAAGUUAUUCGCUAUACAUUUUUUAGUCGAGAUGUACAUCCAAUAAAUCUAGCUUUCCGUUGAGAUUCAUGUAAUUAGUGCCAUUUGCCUUUUAUUCCAUUUGUUUAGAAGGGAAUAGUACAUUGUUGGAUCACUCAAUUGUUUUGGUUUGUUUGUAAGUGUAACGAAACAUGUUUGCUAAGGAGCUAUGUGUUUUCUAUCUCAUACAAAUGCAAUAUAUACCCGGGUGUCGUAUAUUUUCUAA
Molecule: messenger RNA, 2185 nt
Organism: Phragmites australis (common reed)
Lineage: Eukaryota; Viridiplantae; Streptophyta; Magnoliopsida; Poales; Poaceae
Product: laccase-21-like
Exons: 5
Coding region: 159-1895 (578 amino acids)
Biological process (GO): lignin catabolic process
Cellular component (GO): apoplast
Molecular function (GO): copper ion binding; hydroquinone:oxygen oxidoreductase activity
Source: RefSeq, a predicted model, not a curated record